Molecule: messenger RNA, 1614 nt
Organism: Zea mays
Lineage: Eukaryota; Viridiplantae; Streptophyta; Magnoliopsida; Poales; Poaceae
Biological process (GO): male meiosis II
Source: RefSeq, marked provisional
CUCUUCCCCUAAAACCUCCUCCUCAGUCCUCUCUCCUGCUGCCACGAGGUACGGCCCAGCUCUUCCUCAAAGCGGGCGAAAUCCACGCCGCGCGGCGGCGGCGGCAGAGGAGGAGGGGGGAUGAUGGGGUGCCUCUUCGCCUGCUUCCGCGCGUCCGGCGGCGAUGGCGAGGUGAAGGGCACCGGCGGCCAGCUCGCGCAUCCGUCCCAGCCCCCCGCGACGACGACGACGACCAGCCACCAGGUCCAGGAUGGCGCGGGCAGGAGGGCCAGGCCGCCGUCGAGGAACGCGCUCUCCGCCGUGUUCCAGCGAGAAGAUGAGGGAUCAAGGACGGCGCAAGUGGCGAGCUCGUGGGCGGACGAGAGUGGCGAGAGGAAGGAGAUGGAUCAGGAGCUUGUGCAUCAGGCCAUUAUCCAAAGAAGCUGUGGUGCGUUGCUGCAAACUACAAAUAACAUUCAAGGAGCGCUCAUCAAAUAUGCUGAUUCAGUUCAUCAGAAGGAAACACAUUCAGGAUGUCUUCCUGUUGUGUCUGAUGAUCUACAUUUCAUGGAAGCGCCGAAGGUUGAGAAAUGUGAAACUCCUUCAAGGUCUCAUCAGAGUUUCACUGUUCCAGAUGCAACGAGUUCUUCAAAAACAAACGAUGAGUUGCAGACUUCCGCUACUUCCCUUGCAAAUAAUGUGAAAGAUUCGAUGAAUGAGAACAACAUGGAGGCACUUGUGCAGGAUGAAGAGCAACACCAAGCUCUGGAUCUUGAAGAAUGUGGGGUCUCAAAAGAAGAAUCCUUUCACCCUGAAAAAACAGAGGAACCAAAGUGCGCAAAGAAUCACCAUGUGGUCUCCAUGGAAAUUUCAAUAUCUGAUGAAUGCUCCCUUUUCCAGAGCUCUGAGGGUUCUGUACCAUCUUCUUACAAGAUAAGAGAGAGCAUGAACACAACAUCUGUGGAGAAGUCCCCGAAAACUGAGGCAACUAUCCAUGCCACCAGAAAGAAGUUACCGAAGAGCGAUAAUUCAGAACUGGAGCUCCCAAGCUUAGCCCAAUGGUUGAAGCCCCCAAAUCCUAAGAAGACAUUCAGAGAUGAGGCCAUGGCAGGAGACAGGUCUCAUUCGGGUAAGAGUUCAGAUGAGGAUAGGCCUAUUAUUGGAAUGGUUGCAGCACAUUGGAAAGAUAAGGUGCCACUGCCAGCAAAUUUUACCUCUAAAUUGCGGGAUGGAAAUGGCAUUCCCAAUUCAACAAAUAAGUACAAAGAAGACCAAAAGGUGAGUUGGCAUGCAACGCCAUUUGAGGAGAGGCUCGAGAAGGCUUUAUCCGAAGAGAAGUUGCUGUCUGAAAGGAGCUGUUCGAGUGGAAAGACGUCUCAGUUUUUAGGAGUGGAAGGCGAGGAGAGUGACAUGGCCGAAUCUAACCGUCUGUACACCACUGCUUAUGCAUGCCAAUUCAGUUCUGCUAGCCAUGAGCCACAGAAGCUUUCAGUAUAAUGGUUCUCUGGCCAUCACCUUCCUGAUUGAUGGCAUUUGCACAGCCCUGUUUCCCCUCUGUCCUUUUAGUAGGUAGUAUCUGGAUGUGAUGUUUCAGCUUGUGCUUAACUCAAUCAGUUAAGAUAUAAUAUUACUGCU